Molecule: messenger RNA, 8545 nt
Organism: Drosophila biarmipes
Lineage: Eukaryota; Metazoa; Arthropoda; Insecta; Diptera; Drosophilidae
Gene: Stacl
Exons: 19
Biological process (GO): positive regulation of voltage-gated calcium channel activity; positive regulation of protein localization to plasma membrane; skeletal muscle contraction
Cellular component (GO): extrinsic component of cytoplasmic side of plasma membrane
Molecular function (GO): protein binding
Source: RefSeq, a predicted model, not a curated record
CCAGAUGCAGGGAAGCAGUAGUGCCACUGGACCAGGACGAGCACCAUUCCAGCGCAGCAGCGCCGCAUACGAGCAGGAUCCGACAGCACUAGGAGGAGCAGGUGCCCUGGAGUAUGGGGAUCUCCGCUCGAGGAGUCCUAGUAUCUUUCUGGAGCCGCCCACGCCGGAUCCCACGCACGCCCACUUCGGACCGGGAUGGGGUCGACCCAUGUCGCCCAUGGAUCUGCCGCCGGAGAGGUCCUCGGCCAGCGGAUCCGGCAGCAAGUCGCCCACCGGCAAGUCGCGGCUGCGGCCCAAGCUCCACCUGCCGCUGGGGCGACUGGGCCGCUCCAGCUCCUCGGACACGAGGGAGAGCAACAGACUGCGCGAGGACGUCCAUGUGCAUGUGGAAAAUCCCGUUUUCAGCAGCGAGAAUCUGCGCCAGAACAACUUCGAUGCAUUCUUCGAGGCCCGCGAGCCGGUCAUCAAGCUGCAGCCGCGGACACCCCACACGGCGCCAGCGGAUGGCAGUGGGAGGGGCUACUCUCCGCCCCUGGAGAACUAUGCGGGUGUCUACGAUUCGCCGAGGACGCGCAGUCCGGCGGGCAAGGGCGGCGGCAGCGGGGGAGGACUGUUUGCGCGGUCGCCUCGCGAGGAUCGGGAGAGGAUGGCCGGCGCCAGGUCCCGCAGCGCGGAUCAGUGCGACGGGGCGGUGGCUGGCGGAGGAGGGGCAGGUGGCCAGCCCAGUGGGUCCAACUCGGCGGGCGGCGGCGGAGGGGCCAGCUCGACUGGAGCGCACUCCAAAGGUGACAGGUUCUUCGGCAAAAUCUUCAAGUGGUCGAAGAAGUCGUAGGAGGAGGAUCUUCGGGUGGAGGGGGCCACGCGGUGGUUCCCUUAGCCCCCAGGGCGGCAGCAUGGCGUCCUACAACGGCGUGCUCAAGGAUUACAGUCACAGCAGUUUGAACGAGGCGUUCAAGUCCCAGAACAAUGUCAACUUUAAGUUAAUUAAAACAGUAUCCGAUUUCUCCGAAACACUCUCCCGUCUCUACGAGGAACACGCGACUGCCCUCCAGGUUGCGGUGUCCAAUUAUCGCAAGAAGAAUGCCGAGUUACGCAAAGAAAGACCCGCCUGCCACUUGGCCAUCUUUCAGGCAUGGGAAACAUUCCUGCAGGAGGUCGAAACCGAUUCGCAGGCCUGCAACGAUGUGGCCAGCGUCCUCUCCCGCCAGGUGUCGCGACCAAUGCUGGAUAAAUCCUUUCAUCGCAAAGUUCAAAGCCGUAAAAUAUUCACACACAGGGAGUCUUUCGAGACUAUUAUCGCAAAGACUGAAGAGAAGCUGUCAAAGUGCCGAGUGGACUACAAGCAGUGCCACCUGGCCCACCGACAGAAUCCCAGCCAGCACUCGCUCACCGAAUACAUCGACGCCCACAACGCCUACGUGCAGCAGCUGCAUGCCACCAAUGGAAUGCUGGAGGCCUACCACUCGGACACCCUGCCCCAGCAGAUGCAGGAGCUGGAGGAGAUCCACAACGACCUGGUCGCCAUUGUGUCCGACUCGCUGAUGCAGGGCGCCGAAGUAAUUGCCGGCAAGGCCAACGACCAAGCCAAGCGGUACAACAGCCUGACCAACCAGUGCAGCGCGGUCUCACCUCAACAGGACCUGGUGAACUUCGUCCGCCUGCUGGCCCAGCCGUCGCAGGCCCAGAAGAUUCCCCGGCGGGUCUUCUCGUCGCCCCAAGCCGAGGCCGGCGAGGAGGCGGGCGACCACAAUGAGAUGACGCCCUGCCUGCGGAACGAGCUGGUCUUCGACCGCCACUCCACACUGUCACAACGCUCCGCGCUGGAGUCGCUGAAGCGGGAGGCCAUCGAGUUGGAAUUGCAAAUACGUCAGCUGCAGGACUCCAUUGAGGCUCUAAAUCGCACGCAGACACGCGGGAUCGAGGGUCAGCUGUACAACAAGGUCAACGAGCUGCAGGAGGACCUGUCCAUGAAGAAGUUCGACCUGCGGGCCAAGCAGAUCCAUUUGGCGGCCAUAAGGGCUCAGAAGGACCUGUUCGUGAGCAAGGUUGAGCCGACGUCGCCGCGAAACGAACGCAAAUUCUCCGCUGCCACAGCGCCAUCGAUGAAAACAAAGUGGCUGAAAGCAUUUAAGAGCCUAAAGCCUGCUGGUUCUGGUUCAGCACAACAAGCAGAUAGCCAACCACCCCGACAAAAUCAAAUGUACCACGCUGUUUCAACCGUAUUGACUUUGAGGCGCAAUGGAGCCUCCAGCACAGCCUCCGAGCCGCUGCGUCCCAACCUGGAUGGCAGCCACCACCUGCAGGAGUACACCUACAAGAAGAUAACGGCCUGCGACGUCUGCUCCCAGAUCCUGAGAGGCCACACACGCCAGGGAUUGCGGUGCCGCAUCUGCAAGCUGAACGCCCAUGGAGACUGCGCCCCCAAUCUGCCGCGCUGCCAGCCGAAGCAGAAGCUGCUGCGGCGCCAGAAGAGCACCUCGGAGCUGGAGAAUCGCGUUGAUAUCGAGGAAGAAACAGGCGCCGACAAAUCCGUCCAGGGCAAGCCAAUGGAUGGCGUCGCGGGAGGAUCGGCGCUUCCGGUUCCGGCCCUGUCCGACCGGGAUAUGGGCAGGGCCCCGCCGCCGGACAUACCGAUUGUCAGUGUCUCGGAGUUGGUCCUGCAGGAGCAGCAGCAGCAGCAACACCAGCAGCAGCAGCAGCAGCUACAGCUACAGCAGCAACACCAGCAGCAGCAGCGCAGUCUGGCAUCGGUGGCGCAGGCGGCGGCGGUGCGGGCGGGACGCGGUGUCCGGCCGCCGCCCGUGGCCAUGCCCAUUCUGGGCGUCCAGCUGCAGCAACAGGAGCUGCAGCAGCAGCGCGGCGGUCUGCCGGUGCCCAGCCAAGAUAUCUCUAGUAGCUCAGCACCGCACUCACCGCGCCGCCAAAAGUUGAACUUACGCAUGAAAUCCCUGAGCCUGGACUCGCCCGAAUCCUCGGAGCUGCACGGCCAGUUCCGACGAAGGGCCCAAAUGCCCGGCACGGGGGCCUCCACGUCGGCCGGCUCCGGCUACUAUCACGGCGGGUCCGGAGGCCACCUGGAGCACAGCACUCCGCCGUCGAACAACAGCCGCCUGCACUCACCAUCGAGCCCCUCGCACCCGGGCCGCAAGCUGCUCUACGCCACCCGUGGAAUGCGCGGUGGCAGCGUCGAUCUGCCGGACGAGAUGGAGAAGUCGCAGUCCUCGGCCAGCACCUCGCCGUGCCUCUCCCCCAAAACACAUCGUCUGCUGCCCACGAACCUGUACGUCAUCAUCUACAACUUCAAGGCGCGACAUGCCGAUGAGCUGGACCUCAAGGCUGGUUACAAGGUGACUGUCAUUGACAACUCGGAUCCGGACUGGUGGAAGGGAAAAGUGCUGGGACGCGUUGGCUACUUCCCCUCCAAGUACUGUGUGCGCUUGAACGCCAACGAGAAGCCCCUGCAGGUGACCCACAAUCUGCAGGUGUCGGACAGCGAACGUGGCGAGAACCUCACCCUGCUGAGGGAUCAGAUAGUCAUUCAGACCGGCGACGAGGUCAACGGCAUGGUGAUGAUCCGCGCCGCCGAGCACGGGCAGGGCUACUGCCCGAUCAAGUAUCUGCAGGAGGUGUGACAGCCAGAAGAGGACGAGCCGCCCUCCGACGAGCGGGACAGACCGCACAAGUCGUCCAUGCAGUCGUCGUCCUCGCGGACGACGGACAAGACCAAGCGUAGGAUUAGAAUCGUAGUGUCCGAGAACAACAGCCUAGCUGCUAGUAGUGUUGCAACCGCACCACCCGCUUCCACCUCCGCUGCAUCCGCCCCAUCCGCCUACACAUCGUCCAUUCAUCACACCCAUCACCACCAAGUCCCGAGGGAGUCCGACGUCGAGACGAAGCGACUGAACAUCGACUACGGCGACGAGGGCAGCGCCGACUGGGACAAGGAUCGCGAGGUGCUCAUCCUGUCCGGCAGGCGGAACAAGAACGACAAGAACUGGGAGAACUGGGAGCGCAUCCGGGAGCAGAAGCUGGAGAAGAUGAAGGGCAUCUGCUUCGAGAGCUACCGCCAGUCGAAGCGGGACAAGCUGCUGCAGGCGAAGCCGCGUCCCAAGCAGCUGGAUCCCACCUGGUACACCGACAACAUCUACUCGAACCGCUCCGACGACAUGGACGAGGACUACGUGCCGGAUUGCUUAAAGUAUGGACCCUUCCGCACACUGCGGGACAUCCACGAGCUGGACGAGAAAAGUGGCGGCACGGAGGAGCGUCGAGUGGACGGGGAGGGAUCGCCCGGCUAUGGGCUUCACCGCUCCAAGAGCUGCAAGGAGUUCCAGUACCCCAAGUCCCAGAGCUGGUGCUUCGAGGGCAACGUCUUCGAGGCUGGCGGCGGUGUGGCCAGUGGGAGUGCCAGUUCCGGCGGUGGGGCAGCCCCAGCAGCAACCACCUCCAUCUUGAAGAACCGCGCGGGUGUGCCCAAGUCGUACUCCUUCAGUGCCACAACCAAGACCAUGCCCUUCGAUAUCAUCGACUAUGAACUGCCGCCCGCCUCGAAUACGAGGCGCGAGAAGAGAGAGGCCCUGAGAAGAAACAUGAACGCCCUGUGCAGCAGUAGUCUGGAUCGCUGCUGCGCCCGGGAUCAGUGCACCAGUGCUCGCUGCCUGCUGGAGGACAUCUAUCCGGGAUCGGGGAGGGUGAGACCAGCCCGCGCGGGCAGCAAUCGGAACCUGAGUGCGGCGGACUGGCUUUUCGAGGACCGCCGGAGGGCGCCGGCUGCUCCAACGGUCAUUUGCUGCUGCUCGGCGGCUGAGGACUGCUGCUGCCACCGCCAGCGUCAGCAGCCGCCUCUUCCCGCUCGCCCCAGGUCACGAACCCUCUGUCCCGGCCAUCAUCCAGCCGCCGAGGAGGAGGAGCACAUGCACUGCCGGUACGACACCGACCUGGAGCACUUCAUACGCGCCGAGCGGGAGCGCCUGAUGCUGCAGGACAAGUUCCUGGACGAGGACGAACGGUAUUUGUCCGCGGCUCCACCUCCACGAAGUCCUGGCCGGCGGUAUCCAUCGGGAAACUCCAGCUACCACAGACCGCCCCGCAGCAAGUCGCUGCUGGAGAUGCAGCCGCCCACCAGCCUGUUCGACGAGGACACCUGCUCGGACACCACCGAGAUCGAUCUGGAGGACUUCAAUAUCGACCUAGAGAAGUAUUGGGAGCAGCUGGACAAGCCGCCCAGUCCCAUCAACAUGGACAUGCGGCGCAACAUGCACAGCAGUCUGAAGGUGAAGAACGUCAACGUUCGGUGCUACAACAACGGGCAGCCCAUCGAUCUCCACGAUCGGGAGCACGAGCGGCUGAUGAUCAAAAAGUCGCUGCUGGAGGGGAUGCCCUCGCCGCCGCAGCUGGACUCCAGCGAGUCCUCGACCAAUGCCGGUGGCUAUCCUUUUUUUGAUCCGGCCCCCGCUGCAGUUGCUCCCGCUCCCGCCUUCCAUCAUCGCUCGGCGUACGGACAUCCCACGCAGGGCUAUGGCCACAAGGUCUACCCCACGGUGGACACUCUGCCCUCGUACCAGUACAACAACUUCUAUCCGGAGCAGAGCCACCACCCGACCGUGGGCAGUGUGCUGACCCAGCAGCCGACGGCUGGAAUCCACCAUCCCUCCGCCGGGGGUCACUCGGCGCUCAGCCUGAUCAACAACAUCUUCUCGAUCUACAAGCCCAACAAGUACUCGCCGGAGAACUGCCAGAUGAACUAUGAGAGCAAGCCGGAGCCGUGCAAGAAGAUGAAUGUGCCCAGCACCCACAGGCCUCUCGGAGCAGCCACCGUGCAUCCGUAUCCGCCACACGACUACAUGCACUCCUCGAUGAAGCGUCCCCUGCUGGUGAGCGCCGACCAGCCGCACUUCAAGAUCAUACCCGAGAAGACGGGCCUGAAGAUCUCGCCCCUGAUGAGCUACGAGGACUAUGGCGGAGGUGGAGUGGGUGGCUGUGGCGCCGGCGGGGGGGAGAAGGCCCACCACCACAGACUGAGUAGCACGGCCAGGCCUCUGAUGCUUCCGCACUGAUGGUGCUGGACCUUUCCGUGGUAUGGCAAUGGCAAUGGCAACUAUUGUUAGUUGGGCUCCCACCCAUCCAACUAUCCCAAGAGACUCGAAAAGCAACCCAAGCGCACAAAUCUGGGUCCAGCCAAAACGAAAACGAAAGCAGGAAACCAUCGGAGGAUCAUCGGGAUGGGGGUCAGUUUCUGAGAACCUCCCGAAACCGCUCCACUCCUCCACCAACUCAAUCUCGCCGUCUUCGUCGUCGUCGUCCAUCCGCACAAUUUGCUUUUGGUUUAGCCGGGCAGGUGUUCCAUGUUCCAGUUCCAUCGAAGCAUCCUCGACACUCCAGCGACCAGCCGGAAACCACUUGAACAACAGCAACUACAGCCAUACCAUUGGAAAACAGCACCACAGACAAAGACAACAUCCAACUAUCGGAGCGCGGAAGUUUAAGUGCAAGUAGUAGGAUAGUAUGUAACGAUUUGAUCAGCGGAUCGCUUGGGAUCUCCCCCAGAACACAGGACACAGUCACAGACAUAAGUAUACAAUCAAUGUGCUUUUAAUUCGCUUAAAAUCGCUAAAGAAAUCGCAUUGCAGUUCGAUUAACCACUAAACAACAGAUUCACUAAUUUUCGAGCAACUUUUAAGCAAUCAGAAGCGUAUUCAAUAGAACAAAGAGUAGAUAUAAGGUCGGAAGAACUAGGUACUAAGACGUUCAUAUCGUGCGUUUCAUAUUUCCGUAUGAACAUGUAUUGUAUACCCUAACUCUGUAGAAAGCUAAACGGAUUUUAUUAGCUCGGAAGAGGUUCGGGAGAAUAUCUACGGGACUUAUUUUGGCCUCAAUAUAUAUAUGUAUAUCGCGAUCAUUUUGAGAUGAAUACGAAAACAAGAACUAUGGAGAACCGUUUUUAUUGUCACCAAAUUUUUUCUAUUUUUUAUACCAAAUAACUUUGAAUCAACUGAACGGGCGGGGCUAUUGACAUUGCUAGGAUCGAUAGGGCUAGAAGCUUCCCCCAUAAGUUGCGGCUACUAGGAGCGAUUAUACGAGUGCAUGCUUAUGCUAUUUAUAAAUACGAUUAGGUGCGGUUCGGACAGGUGUGCUAGGUGGGUGGGACUCGAUAGAAGCGCUUUUUAUAAACUAACUAGAUUUGUAUCGAAAUGUGAAACAUUGAAUAUGAAAACAUGAAUUGUACUUUUAUGAUGUAUGCGUAUCCACUGGCCUUAUUUAUUGAGAAUUAACCAAACAAUGAGCUGAACCCUCACACAAACACACACUUUCCAGAAAAACAACUUGAGAAUUACAAUUGAAUUUUUCCAGAAAGAUUCAGGCUUAGGGCUUUGCGUCACUUUUGUUAAUUGUUUUUGGCGUCCAAUUUUACAUGAUAACUAAUGUAGGACUGUAGACGAAACAAAUCGAAACUAUCGAGCAUAGAUUAACUGUCGAGUAUUUUGUAGUGCGUAAGCUAACUAAAACCUAAACCAAACCAAGAGAAGAUAACUUUUUAGCGCGAGACUCCUUGUGCGAGAAGAUUUUGAAUUUGAAUUUAUUUUUAAUGACUUUUGAAUACAAGGCGAGACAACGGAAGAGAGACAUUUUAUCAGAGAUCGUUUUUUAUCUAUUUAACAUUUUCUUGAACCACAUACAACAAGUAUUUGCUAAGUGUACCCUAUGGCCUAUGAGUUAGAUGUAAGUAGGUGUUUUUCCAAGCCCCCGCUUAGACCACAAAACCAAAACAUAAGUCAGGAGACGGGAGACAGAAGAGAGAAGAGCAGGGGGAAUUCUGCACAAAGCCCAAUCUAAGAAAUAUCCAAACACUGCACCCAAUUAACUGUACGAUAUAUAGAAUAUCUAUCGAGUAUCGAGUAUUCACGGUCACACGUCUAGAAACUAAGGAAAAUUGUAUUGUAAAGUGAAUGGAAUCGACGAACACGAAAACGCCCAAAUCUUAUGAGUAUGUAAGCAAAGCCGAUAACUUGAAUUCAAACAGGAUAACCGCUCCCCGCGGCCAUCUAAACUGCUGAAAUUGGCACUUAAGUAUAUAGGUAUACACACCGCAUAUGUAUGUACAACGUAGUAGAAUUUUCGACUCCACUAAACUGAACUUGCAAACGUAGCGCGACAUUUGUGCAAGUCCAAGGUCCCCAAGGCUGCGAAAUCGAAUGGGGCAGGGGCCAACUUCACGAAGAACAGCUUCUCGUUUUUAGCGUAAAUUUUGUUUCACAUACGUACGAUUAGGCGACCAGCAGGGCGAUGCACCUGGCGCACCAGAAGAUACAUGUAAGCAGUAACUAGAAAAUGGAACAAUAUAAUAUCAGUGCAACGUAAUAUAUCAGUUAAAAUAACAACAGAGGCAAACAGAACUCGAACUCAACUCAUUUAGCACUACCUACCUGCAAUUUGAAUGUGAAAAACAACACUCUCCCCCUUCCCAGAACCGCUUCUCCGACGCGACCCCAUUAAUUUACCUGAAUUGCAAAUAAAAAAGAUGUUCAAUUCGAUGUGAAAAAAACAA